AUGUCCAGCCCGUACCAAAGUAUACACGAUUUAUCGAAUGGUUCUGUCAGGGAGUUGGUUCGAUACCUUUAUCUCCCGGCCGAGCACAGCAUUGCGAAACCCCCAAAGAGUUGGCUCAGGGAGCAAGAGGAGAAACUGAAACAACUACCCACGGAAUGUCUCCGUCCACCCAGCAACAUCAACCCAUUCAACUUUUUUACUCGCCUUGCGAUGAAGCACAGCGAGAAGCGUAGCCAUUCGUUCAUACCGCAGGCCGCAGUCCUAUGCAAGAGCCAUUAUGGUCUGAAUCCUUGGACAAUUCACGCCCUUUUUGCACUGGUUCUCAAAGAGAUCACGGUGGAAACGGCUAGCUUACGACAUGAUCGACAACGCGGUAGAGGUCCGGAGUUUACACCGUUGAUCAAGGAAUUCGUUCGUCGUCUGGACGGCAUUCAGGCCUUGUGGAUGGACACGUACAACUUCGAACUCCUGUAUGGCCGCCAGCCAAAAGUACUGAGCCAUGUCAACUCACAUUGCGAGGCGUGCAUCUUGUCAGCACUCGGAUCUCGUCCCUCUUUCCUCGGCGACCUUCGUGCUAAUCUCAUCGCCCGUACGGAGAGAAUCUCACCAUGCUUGCAGAGGGUCGUGGACGCGUGGAUCAAUGAGUUCCCCGAAAUUGCACAGAGAAAGGUCUUCAAAGACAGCGCGAGCUUGGGUGAGGAAAUUCGGGCCAUGCUCAAAGAAGUCAGAGCAGCGCGUCGGCAGAGACGCGAAGCUAAGCACCUGAGAAAAGCCGGAGCUUCGGAGGACAUCAGGAGGACAUCCGGACGUGGUACUCCGCGCUCAAUUCCGGGCGACCAGUCGACUAUGAGCGGACGGCCUUCCACGGCAAUGAGCCAGGACCCUUUUGCUGAGCCAGGUGAUGAAGACCUCGACACUGAGAAUCAGUCGUGGGAAGAUGCGGUCGGGGAUUACUACGAGCAGUCAGCCCGCCAGAACGGUAACGGGGGUAAACUCGAUCGAUCGUCCCUUCACCCGGCCUUUGGCGGCCCAGCCCCUGAACCCAGCGCCCAGUUCCGUCGAGACUUUGGUACAGGAAAGGAGGUGGAUCGGAAAGAACAAGGGGCUCUCUGGGAGGAUGCCGUUGCUAAUAGUCCAGCUAGGAAAGAACAGCGUCUGCGCGCAUCUGACUUUCCCCCAUCAAUGAUCCAAGACGACGCCCGACGACAGGAUCUGUUUCGACAUGUAGACUCUGUAGAGUCCCAACCGGCCACGCCUCGGCCUGCCACGCCUCCCGCCGCUACCCUCGCACCACCGUCCCGCGCGUACGCCGCCGAAGCCCCGCGCAGCCCAUCAUACACGGACGCCAGCGUAUACUCCAACAACGAGCCGGCCCGCCCUCACCCCAAACCCCCAUCCUCGCUCGCGUCCAUCGUCACGACAUGGCCCGAGAUUCAGACUCGCUCGUCUUCCGCCCGUGGACCCCGUCCCGGCGGGGUCGUAAGUACUUCCUCCCCCUCCACCCAGAAUAACAACCUCGUGACACAGGACCGCCGCGCCACAGCUACAAAGUUUACUCCUCCUUGGGUGGGGUUCCAAAUGUCGCCGACGGAAGCGGAGUGGUAUCUUGCCGAGCAGGAGAGGGUAGCGCAGCUAGAAGAGAUGGAGCGCAUCGGCCGGCCGAGUUUUAGGGACCGCGGUGAUUCUAGGUUGGUUGCUCCUGAGGAUGGAGGAGAGUAUGAGGAGGAUGGGUCGAGAACGCCGACGGCAGGGUCUGCGCAGACUGGGACUUGGGUUGAGGAGUCUGGUGGUUGGACUGUAAGGGAGGUGUCGCCUUUGAGUAGUGAUGAUGAGGGUGAUGAUGGGCGUAGUGUCGUGACGGUGGAGAGACGGGGGUCUAGGAGUGAGGCGUCGACGAUUUAUCCUGAUGAUUCGCAUAGUGUGGCUAAUGCUCGGCGGUGGUGA
This is a messenger RNA of Colletotrichum godetiae, 1944 nucleotides long. RefSeq lists its product as uncharacterized. The transcript has a single exon. The record is from RefSeq and is a predicted model, not a curated record. NCBI's taxonomy places the organism in Eukaryota, Fungi, Ascomycota, Sordariomycetes, Glomerellales, Glomerellaceae. Bases 1 to 1944 code for a protein of 647 amino acids.